AUGCACAAAUUUUUUAAUAAGAUUCAAGAAAAGCUCGACGGCAGCAGCUCGCAGGCGCCUGCACAGCUUCCCCCGCUGACGCAGCCGCUGGAUGAUCGUCUACAAUAUCAAUUCAGGAAGCAGCGAGGUGUCAAUUUGGGUUCUUGGUUCGCGCUGGAGUCGUGGCUCACUGGUAGCUUGUUUUCCCAAGUGAAACAGACGACGAGUGAGUACGAUAUUGUACAGGGUAUGAGCGCCGAAGCGGCGAGGGAUAUGCUGCAGAACCACUGGGCACACUUUAUCAACGAUGGCGACUGGGCUUGGAUGAAGCAACACGGUGUUAAUUCGGUUCGUCUGCCAAUCGGCUACUUCCACUUUAUCGCCGGUGCAGAGCACGGCAAGUUGCAGUCUCUGCUGAAGGGUACCGAGUACGAAAAGUACGGACCUGUGUAUGCGGGUGCCUGGAACUAUAUCGUGGGUGCGAUCGAUAAAGCUCGUGCGCAUGGAAUCGGCGUCCUUGUCGACUUGCACGGCGUCCCUGGUGCGCAAAACACCGAUGGGCACAGCGGUCUGAGCUCUGGAAAAGCGAACUUUUUUCACGGCGUUCAUUCAUUGCACAACCAGAAGGCUACGGUUAAGAUUUUAGUUGCACUUGCCGAAGCGGUCGCGCCAUAUGAAAACGUGGUCGGCUUGGAGCUGAUGAACGAGCCCCAGAAUGACGGAUCGUUGGAGUCUUUCUACGACAGAGCGAUUUCGGCGAUCCGCGGUGUGGACAAUGCGGCUGUUAAGGCUCUCCCACUGUACCUUGGCGAUGCAUGGCACACGAUGCAUUACGCAAAGUACGUCGCGGGCAAGUCGUCCGCGGGCAACUUUUUGGUACUCGAUCACCACUUGUAUCGCGCAUUCACCAAAAAGGAUCACGGUACUGCCGCGGAAGCGCAUGCACAGAGUAUCGAUCCUGACGCGAAUGGUCAGACUGCGCAAUGGCUGCAGCGCGCAUCUGCAACAGCAAAUGGAUCGAUCAUUGUUGGCGAGUGGAGCGGCGCGCUGAACCCAAACUCGUUCCAGCUCAGUCAAAUCCAGAGCAAGUUGCAGGCACGUACGAUGUGGUCCCAGGCCCAAUGGCGCGCAUUUGAGCGAUACACUGCCGGUUACUUCUACUGGACGCUCAAGAAGGAGGGCGGACCCGAUCCUGGCUGGUGUUUCUACACGGCGGUGGAGAAGGGGUCGAUGCCGCCGAACCUGAAUCCCGUCAUUGCUCGCGGAGGACGCAUGCCGAGUGCGAACCAAAUGCAAGGACAGCUGGAGGAUGCGCUUGAACAUCACAAACAAGCGCACGCCCAGUACUGGGACGCACAUGGAGCGCAAGGAGAUCAUGCGACCUUCGCUGAAGGGUUCCGCAGCGCAUGGUUCGAUGCAUCUACGUUCCUGGCUACGCAAUCGGAGAUCGGAUUUGCCGGAGAGCUUGCAUUGCUCCGCUCCGCUGCCUUCACCCGCGAGAAAGGCGCAUCCAAAACGGAUUGGGAGUUUGAGCAUGGGUACAAACAAAGCGUACAGGCAUUUUCAGCCAUUUUGAACGCGUCCUAA
Molecule: messenger RNA, 1566 nt
Organism: Malassezia vespertilionis
Lineage: Eukaryota; Fungi; Basidiomycota; Malasseziomycetes; Malasseziales; Malasseziaceae
Exons: 1
Coding region: 1-1566 (521 amino acids)
Biological process (GO): glucan catabolic process
Cellular component (GO): extracellular region; cell surface
Molecular function (GO): glucan endo-1,6-beta-glucosidase activity
Source: RefSeq, a predicted model, not a curated record